Messenger RNA from Peromyscus leucopus (white-footed mouse), 945 nucleotides. RefSeq names its product olfactory receptor 145-like. The transcript has a single exon. The record is from RefSeq and is a predicted model, not a curated record. Gene Ontology annotation, cellular component: membrane. NCBI's taxonomy places the organism in Eukaryota, Metazoa, Chordata, Mammalia, Rodentia, Cricetidae. Gene Ontology annotation, biological process: G protein-coupled receptor signaling pathway; sensory perception of smell. The coding region runs from base 1 to 945 and encodes 314 amino acids. Gene Ontology annotation, molecular function: olfactory receptor activity; odorant binding; G protein-coupled receptor activity.
AUGAUCCUGAGAAGAAUGGCCUCAGAAAAUGACUCUUCAGUGAAGGAGUUCAUCCUCCUGGGCUUGACACAGCAGCCAGAGCUCCAGCUGCCUCUCUUCUUCCUCUUCUUGGGAAUCUAUGUGGUCUCCAUGGCUGGAAACCUGGGUUUGAUUGUUCUGAUCAUUUUGAACCCUCACUUGCACACCCCUAUGUAUUACUUUCUCUUCAACCUUGCCUUCACAGAUCUCUGCUACUCCUCUGUCAUAACUCCCAAAAUGCUGGUGAGUUUUGUGAAGCAGAACAUCAUCUCCCAUGCUGAGUGUAUGACUCAGCUCUUUUUCUUCUGCUUCUUUGUGAUUGAUGAAUGCUACAUUUUAACAGCCAUGGCCUAUGACAGAUAUGCUGCCAUCUGUAAACCCCUGCUUUACCAGGUCACCAUGUCCCAUCAGGUCUGCCACUUGAUGAUGGUGGGUGUGUAUGUGAUGGGGUUUGUGGAAGCCAUGGCCCAUACUGGUAGCAUGCUGAGACUUGUCUUCUGUGAUGGCAACAUCAUCAAUCACUACAUGUGUGAAAUACUUCCACUCCUGAAGCUCUCGUGCACAAGCACCGUCAUCAAUGAGCUUGUGGUUUUCAUUGUUGUAGGUGUCAAUGUAAUAGCAGCCAGCCUGACUAUUUUUAUUUCUUACAUCUUGAUCCUUUCCAACAUCCUCAGCAUCCAUUCUGCAGAGGGUAGGUCAAAAGCCUUCAGUACCUGUGGCUCCCAUGUAAUAGCUGUUUCUUUUUUCUUUGGUGCUGCAGCAUUCAUGUAUCUUAAGCCUUCUAGUUCAUCUGUGGAUGAAGAUAAAGUAUCUACUAUUUUUUAUACUGUUGUGGGUCCAAUGCUGAAUCCUUUCAUCUACAGUAUAAGGAAUAAGGAUGUCCACAUUGCACUGAGAAAAACUUUGAAAAAAAGGAUGUUUGCCUAA